This is a messenger RNA of Scheffersomyces stipitis CBS 6054, 1741 nucleotides long. RefSeq lists its product as uncharacterized. The transcript has a single exon. NCBI's taxonomy places the organism in Eukaryota, Fungi, Ascomycota, Pichiomycetes, Serinales, Debaryomycetaceae. Gene Ontology annotation, cellular component: MICOS complex. The record is from RefSeq and is a predicted model, not a curated record. The coding region runs from base 58 to 1704 and encodes 548 amino acids. Gene Ontology annotation, biological process: cristae formation.
UUGAGAAUUGGUUCGAGUUCAGUGACUCGUAUUGCCGUGAGAGCACCUUAUAGAGCCAUGGCGGUGCGUCCGCUUUCGGCCUCCGCAAGAGUGUGGAGUUCUUCUGUAUCAGAGACUGGAAAAUCCUCGCAAGGCCAAGACCAGAAACACGAGAACUAUCAAAACCACCAGCAAUCGUCCCUUGCGGGCAUUGUUAUCAAGCUGGCUCUUUUUGCCACUGUCGUAUAUGGAGCUACCAUGUUUAUAGCCACCAAGAAUGACAAGGUCAUGGACUUUGUAAUUGACCAGCAGAUUCCAUACUAUGAAGAAACCAUCGACUUGAUUGAAAACGGUUCCUACGACGACUUGGUUCUGGCCAUUAAGGCCAAGAUAUCUUCCAUUAGAUUGCCAUCCAAGGAUGAAAUCACCGAGUUGUCGCACAAAAUCGAACACACUUCAGAAGAUUUGUUGAAAGAAACUAAGCGAAAGUUGGAAUCAGCUAGGGCUGAGUUUGGUUCUCAUUCUACUGCUGGCUCCGGUACUUCGGCUUCAUUACCAGCCAAUCAGUUGCAAAAGCAUCCAGAAAUUGAGCACGUCAAGAAGGAGGUCGAGCAUUUGCCAGCUAUCAAAUUAAAUGAAAAUGUUGUUCUGUAUGUUGAUGCAUCAGUGAAGGCUACUAUCGAUUCGUUCAACGACUUGAUCAACUCAAUUGAUGUCAGCAAAGUCACACCUACUGAUGAAGGACUUAUCAAGACAAUUAACGAGAAGGUCUCUGAGUUGGCCUCGAAAGUUGGCGCUCUCUCCAAGAAGUUCGACGACGAAUUGCAGAGCAAGCUUAAGGUAUCGCAAACGGAAUUAUUAUCGUCCUAUACCAAGAAGGAGUUGGAGCUUACUGAAAACUUGUUGCACCAAUUUAACCGCGAGAGGGCCCAGUUGGAAUCCAAGUUGAACGAGAGAUUAAAGCAGGAAAUCGCCGCCACCAAGGAAACCAUUUCGCAGGCAGCUGUCAACGCCGUUUCGAUGGUGAGAAUCGAACAAACUAAGAACUUUGAAAAGCUCGUUGCCGACAAGAUUAACGAAGAAAGAAACGGAAAAUUGGCUAAUUUGGAAAAACUCAACUCCAGAUUGGAAAGCUUGGAACAGUUUGCUGAAAGCUUGGAAUCACAGGUCGUAGCUACCCAACAAAAGUCGGUUAUCCAGAAAUCGUUGUCUUCAUUGAAGGCCGUGUUGUUCGUAUCUAAUCCAGAAGAAAAGCCUCAGCUGAUUAAGCCAUACGUGGAUGACUUGUUUGAAUCAUCUCCUGACGAUGAAGUUAUCCAAUUAGCAUUGGGUGAAUUGGGUCCAUUGUUGUCCAAGGAAUCGACUCAGUCCAUCUUGACCACCUCACAGUUGUUGACCAGAUGGGAGCAAUUAGUCCCAGAAUUGAGAUCAGCCUCGUUGUUGCCUCCUAAUGCUGGUUUAUUGGGACACUUAGCCUCGAUCGUGUUUUCCAAGUUCUUGGUUUCUGUUAAGGGUGACAAACCAGAUGGAAAGGACAUUGAAUCGGUCAUUGGGAGAGUUGAAGCCAGUUUGGUCAGAGAUGAAUUGGACGUGGCAGUUGAGGAAGUAGCCAACUUAAAGGGUUGGACCAGAAAGUUGGCCAACGACUGGGUCAUUGAAGGAAGAAAGAGAUUGGAAGCCGAAUACCUCGUGGAGCUCAUCGACGCGGAAACCAGAAUCUUGUAAACAUAUAUUAUUCAUAAUAAACCACAAGUUCCAUUGG